AUGCGCGAGUUAGACCCUCUGAUCUCAGAAUACCGCCAUGAAAAGAAACGCCCCCGAGAAGCAGAGGCCCUGUUGAUCCUGCGCAAAGUCGCGUCAUUGGUUAAACCGAUCAUGCGACAGCGCGCCUGGAGAGUGGGUGCGCUCUGUGAGUUCUAUCCGCAGCAGCGAAACCUGCUGGGGCUGAAUGUCAACUCUGGUCAGAAGAUCUGUCUGAGAUUACGGUAUCCCUCUGACCAACGGCAAUUUCUCCCCAUCGAGGAAGUUUUGGAUACUAUGCUUCAUGAACUCUGCCACAACGUGAUUGGUCCUCACAACCAGCAAUUUCAUGCGUUGUGGAAUCAACUUCGUGAUGAGCACGAGGAACUAGCCCGAAAAGGCUACACCGGAGAGGGCUUCCUAUCUCAGGGAAAGCGUCUGGGUGGCCAGAGAAUUCCGCUGGAUGAAGCCCGACGUCAAGCUCGUGCCGCUGCUGAACAGCGCAAGGUUCUUGCCAAAAAUUCCGGCAAGAAGCUUGGCGGCACCCGCGUGCUCCGAGGAACAGAUAUACGCAAGCUCCGGGCUGACGCUGCGCAGCGGCGAAUUGAAGUAACUCAGGGCUGUGCAUCUGGUACUGACCGAAGCACUGAGCUUGCGGAAGAGGCUUCGCAUGGGUUCCGAACCCAGGCCGAGGAAGACGACGCAAAUGAGCGGGCUAUCAUGGAGGCCUUUAUUGAAAUGAUACAGGAAGAAGAACGGGAGAAGUACGAGUCGUCAUAUGUUCCGCCAAGUCAAGAAAACCCGGCAGGACCUCGAACAAAAUCGUCACCGCCACCUACUGCUUCUGACAUCCCGCCUGCGAUCUCUGAAACUAAACCGGCGUUUUCAAAGAAAGGCUUGUCAUCAAGUCGCAAUGAAACCGUCGAUCUUACAGCCGAUAACAGCUCAUAUGAGACACCAUGGAUCUGCCCAAUGUGCACGCUCGAGAACCCGUCUACCUUCCUAUGCUGUGAUGUUUGUGCAGCUGAACGACCGCCUCCGGCCAGUGCACUAUCUAAAUCUACUUCUAAUCGGAAUCCUACCCAACCAGUGCGUUCGGAGUCACGCAAGUCGCAGAAGAGGCCUUUACCUCUUGAUCAAAAGGAGGAGGAAGCGAAUCUCGGGAGUGCCUUUGUUUUCAAGAACCGAACCCGUGCACUGGACACCCUCAAAUCCUUGGACCGGGGUGCAGACAAGAAGCCUCUUGGAUGGAUUUGCAUCUCGUGCAGUAGCUUUAUGGAAACCCAGUGGUGGACAUGUUCUUGCUGUGGGACAAUGAAGCCCUCCUCUUGA
Molecule: messenger RNA, 1308 nt
Organism: Penicillium coprophilum
Lineage: Eukaryota; Fungi; Ascomycota; Eurotiomycetes; Eurotiales; Aspergillaceae
Product: metalloendopeptidase WSS1
Exons: 2
Coding region: 1-1308 (435 amino acids)
Source: RefSeq, a predicted model, not a curated record